Molecule: messenger RNA, 978 nt
Organism: Nicotiana tabacum (common tobacco)
Lineage: Eukaryota; Viridiplantae; Streptophyta; Magnoliopsida; Solanales; Solanaceae
Source: RefSeq, a predicted model, not a curated record
AUGUCAGACUAUAUCCCUGAAGAAUUGAUGGUUCCAAUCUUCUCAAGGCUUCCACCCAAAUCUCUACUCCGAUUUAGGUGCAUAUCGCGAUCAUGGAACUCACUAAUCUCAAGCUCUGAAUUCAUAUCGCUGCACACCUACUGUAACAUUCUCCAAAAACCACCAGCAGGUAAAAUCAUCAGGUACUUCUCACUAACUCAAAGGAAGGAAAUAUACUCUAUUCGACUCAUUGAUGUAUUAGCCGGUAUUGAAACUGAAUUCAAAAUAGCAGCCCCUUUUAAUGGCAUAGUGCGAUAUUAUUACAGGAUCAUGGGCCUAUGCAAUGGCGUCCUCUGUUUGUCAGAUGAUUUAUUUGUAUCUAAAAAUCUUUUGGUACUUUGGAACCCAAUGAUAGGCAGAUCCAUCACCCUCCCAAUGUCUUCCCUUGAAAACUUAGGGAACUAUAUGCUUGUUUGUGGGUUUGGCUAUGCAAUUAAAACGAGAGAUUACAAGGUCGUGAGGAUGGCCUAUGCUCGUGGUGAUGGUGGAUUGGUGCCACCUAAAGUUGAGGUAUAUGCACUUAGUUCAGGAAUUUGGAAGGAAUUUGAUGGUUUUAUUCCAGACAAUGGUGUUAUAGAGUACUUUUGGACACAAGCUGUUGUUUGUGGGAAAGUCCACUGGACUGCAUACAAGAUAACUGGGGAGGAAAGAAGGGUGGAGAACUUGAUAACGGUGUUUGAUCUAAAUGAUGAGAUUUUUCAGGAAUUAUCAUUACCAGAAAUUUUGGUUAAUGAACCACCUACGAAUCUGACUGCUGCGGAAUGUAGGGAAUCACUUGCUGUGUAUCAGUACAAUACACGUAUUUGGAGCAGCAGUUGUUCCAUUUGGGUAAUGAAACAGUAUGGAGACACUGAGUCAUGGAGCAUGGAAUAUAAUGUUGCACUCAACCACCAGCAACUCGACCACCAGCGAGAUAUCAGGGAUGCUAACUUCAUAUAA